Gossypium raimondii (Peruvian cotton) is the source of this 1085-nucleotide messenger RNA. RefSeq lists its product as uncharacterized. The record is from RefSeq and is a predicted model, not a curated record. The transcript is spliced from 10 exons. Bases 41 to 784 code for a protein of 247 amino acids. NCBI's taxonomy places the organism in Eukaryota, Viridiplantae, Streptophyta, Magnoliopsida, Malvales, Malvaceae.
AUUUCCUGCCAGUUUGAUUUUGGUGAGAAAGCAAGUAGCAAUGGCGAGUUCUCUGCUAGUGAAUGGCUUAAAAGCUCUCUUCUUAGUUCUGUGGUGCUUGAUGGUAACCACUCUCAUUUACACCAUCUCCAUUGAUGGCCUCCCUUUCCGCUGGGAAAUUCUUACUCCGUGGAUGGCUGCAACGCUGGUUGAUUUCUACAUUAAUGUUGUACCUUUCGCGGUUUGGGUUUCCUACAAGGAAUCAAGUUUGAUUGCUGCAACACUUUGGGUAAUUCUGCUUGUAUGUCUUGGAAGUAUUACAACAUCUGGCUACCUUUUUAUUCAAUUUCUCAACUUGUCUGCUCAAGAAUCUCUGGAAGAUCCCAUUUAUCAUGUUCUAUUGAACCAAGCGAACAAGGAUGGUACAAAACCUAAAGGGAAACAUUCCUCUGUUGCGAUUGCAAGAAUACUCUUUAGCGUUUUGGGUUGCUUGAUGCUGGGAACUUUGAUCUACACUCUCUUAACUGAUGGUUCACCAUUCCGCAAAGAGCUGCUAACUCCGUGGAUGACAGCUACACUGAUUGAUUUCUAUAUAAACGUUGUUGCUCUGUCGGUUUGGGUUGCCUACAAAGAAUCAAAUUGGACUACUGCAUUUUUCUGGAUUGUCCUACUUAUAAGUUUUGGCAGCAUUACCACAUGUGCCUACAUUUUCAAAGAACUCUUUAAGCUCGCUUGGCAAGAUCCUCUCUACCUUAUUUUGAUAAGAAAAGACAACAGAUUUAUCCUUCCGAGUUUUUGGGUGUAGUGUUUUUGUUCAUCUUCACAACCAAGGGCAGAACACAGGUAUGAGAGCCUAUAACGGUGAGUAGUGUAACAAAGAAGUUGAUGUGGAGAAGAUUUCGUGCUGGUUUAGUAUGAUUUUCAAACAGCCAACAAGGCAUGGAAACUUGUUUUUCAUUAGUUAAAUAUAGGUUGAUAUGUAGACAUCAAUCAACUCAGGUUUCCUGAUAUUUACAAUUCAAAUAAGCAUUCUCAGAUUUUAAACAACUUGGAUGCACAAAAUUAUUCUGUUAAUGAUCUAGAUGUGAAACAUGUUUCAGUUUUUA